Molecule: messenger RNA, 378 nt
Organism: Brassica rapa (field mustard)
Lineage: Eukaryota; Viridiplantae; Streptophyta; Magnoliopsida; Brassicales; Brassicaceae
Product: glycine-rich cell wall structural protein 1.0
Source: RefSeq, a predicted model, not a curated record
AUGAUGAUAUUAGGUGGGAGACUUAGACGUGGUGCAUCCACCAACUCACACAGGCAAUCAAUCUUUGGGCAAGUGCUACGAGGUGGAGGAUGUGAUGGGGGAGGAUUUGGUGAAAGGGAUGGAAGAGGCAGUGGCGGUGGAGAAAAUGGUUGUGGUGGAGGUGGUGGCGGACAUGGUGGCGGAGGUGGUAGAGGUAUUCUUGGUGGUGCCAUUAUAGAUGGAGGUGCUGGGAUGCGUGGAGAGGUUGGAGAACGGCUUUGGACGACUUGGGUUCUGGCGAGGAGAAGAAUGUUGAGUGCAAGUAAGAGAGCUACGAUUUUUAAUGAACAAUGUAGGGCCAUUUUGUUUCUGGACGACCACAAGCGCCUGAAAGGAUGA